Messenger RNA from Acanthopagrus latus (yellowfin seabream), 2818 nucleotides. Its product is annotated as haloacid dehalogenase-like hydrolase domain-containing 5. Gene Ontology annotation, biological process: glycerophospholipid biosynthetic process. The coding region runs from base 433 to 1758 and encodes 441 amino acids. The record is from RefSeq and is a predicted model, not a curated record. Gene Ontology annotation, cellular component: mitochondrion. The transcript has 8 exons. NCBI's taxonomy places the organism in Eukaryota, Metazoa, Chordata, Actinopteri, Spariformes, Sparidae.
GCGGUGGUGACACACACACACAGGGCAGAGGACUGUGAAGGAGACGGUGAUGUAGGCGCUUUUUUUGCUUGUGUGCGUGCCGCUGCGAUCCGCGGAGGAGCUCGUGCGCACCAGUGUCUCGUGAGGCUCCACCUCGGUGUCUAAAAUGGCAGCGGGGGUUGCUGCUGCGGCGGUGCAGAUGCGGCUCCUCCGGCUCCUUCCGGCUGAGCUGCGGCUCGGAGACCCUCCUACUCCUCAUAUGUCGUCAUCGAGUCUCGCCCAGUCAAAUCACAGGCGAGAAAACAUACUGAGGAAGAGGAGGAAAAAAAAGAAAAGAACACAAGCAGAUCACCAGGCAAAGCGCGGCCGGAGCGAGCCGGCUUCAGGCUUCGUGCGGGCUCCAUUUGCUUUCUCUUCUUUCUUUUUCUUUUUUUUUCUGUUACCGUAAAUAAGAUGAGGGGACUCCUGUCGUUUUACCGGGGCCUGCACACCCUGAGUAACCGUCAAGCCAGACGAAAAGCUGGGACUGUCGGUUCUCGGUGCGGGUUUUGCGGAACUCAUUCUAAUAGCAAGCCACAGCCACGCUUCGGACUGCUGUUCGACAUCGAUGGCGUGCUCGUCCGUGGGAGGAUGCCACUCCCCGCCGCAAAAAAGUCAUUCGAGAAGCUGGUCGACUCUCAGGGACAGUUUUUGGUGCCGGUUGUUUUUGUCACAAACGCAGGGAAUUGCCUCCGGCAGACGAAAGCGGACCAGCUGUCUCACAUCCUGGGAGUCCCUAUUACACAGGAUCAGGUCAUCAUGUCCCACAGUCCCCUGAGGAUGCUUAAGAAGUUUCAUGACAAGUGUGUGCUGGUGUCCGGACAGGGGCCGGUUCUGGAAAUUGCUAAAAAUGUGGGCUUUAAAAAUGUUGUCAGUAUUGACAUGCUGAGGGAAUCGUUCCCGUUGCUGGACAUGGUGGAUCACAACCGGAGACCCAAACUGCCGUCCAAUCCUAUUGGCAACCUUCCCAAGGUAGAAGCUGUGGUCUUGUUUGGGGAACCGAUUCGAUGGGAGACCAACCUGCAGCUGAUAGUGGACGUUUUGCUGACCAACGGUAACCUCGGCAGUGUUCACAACACCCAAAAUAAUCCUCACCUCCCCCUGCUGGCCUGCAACAUGGACCUCAUGUGGAUGGCCGAGGCACAUUCGCCACGGUUUGGCCACGGGACUUUUCUCGUGUGCCUCGAGAACAUCUACAAGAAGAUAACCGGUAAAGACCUGAAGUACGACGCUCUCAUGGGGAAACCCAGCGAGCUGACGUACCACUUUGCAGAGUAUCUCAUCAGAAGCCAGGCCGUGCAGAGGCAAUGGAAACAUCCCAUCACUUCCCUUUAUGCCAUAGGAGACAACCUUAUGACGGACAUCUACGGCGCCAACCUGUACAACCGCUACCUGGAGGAGAGGGUGGCCAGGAAGAACCCCAAAGCCAUUGCCAAGAUGGUGGCCGCCACGGGGUCCACCGCCGCCGUGCCCCAGGAGGAGGAGAUCGACAAUUUGCUGGAGAGCGAGCUGGCGCUGCCCUCGGCCACCUCCUGCAAGUCUGUCCUGGUCUGCACCGGGGUGUACAACCCCAACGCAGAGGUGCCGUCUGACGCAAACGACUGCAUCAAAGAGACCGUGUUCCACGGGCACCGGGACUUCAGAUUCGACCCCGCGCUGGUGGAGCCGGGCUUCAUCGUGCACGACGUGGCCGAUGCCGUCGACCUCAUCUUCGAGCAGGAGAAGUUUGUGCCUCAGUAGAGUUUUGAGCCAACAGGUUUUGUGCGGGUCCACGCAGAGGGAGGGAGUGGAAGUGCUAAACUGAGUAUACCACUUAAUGCGUAAACCUGUAGGAGCCUAACACUGUGGACAUUGUUUAACCACCUGACAGGGCAUUAACAUUAACGACACAUGGGUCAUGUUUUAAACUUUCAAUACAUUCAGACAAACUUUAGAGAAGAUGAAUCAUGUAACCGUUACUGUCAACCGCUCUUUUUUUACGUUGUUUUUUUGUGAUAGUCUUCAAUUACCUGUCUUUCAUUAAGGAGAAGUGUCAGAACGGCCUUAUUUGACCCUGUUACUCAGUAUUUUUUUAGACGAUAGUAACGUUUUAGAUAAUUACAAAUCCUGAAAUCAUCCUAUAUUUAUUACAGAUAUUGAAGAAGCGUUUUUAAGAAGCAUCAGAUAACGUUUUGACCUUUUAUUCCCAAGGGGACUUUUAUUAUUGCAUUUGUAGUCAUUUGUUUACCCGUUUAUCCUGGAAAAUCUAUGCAUGAAUAUAAGAGUAAUACUUGUAUUGUUAAAAAAAAAGAAAAGAGAAAGAAAGAAAAAGAAACAGCAACUGUUUGAUGUGCAAUAUUGUCCUCUAAUAGUCUGUCUGCAUUUUGUCUAGUGGUGAGAGCCUCGACCAGUAUUUGCACAGAUCAGAAACUUUCAUCUCUGUUAAUUGUUACCAUACCAUCCUGCCAUAACCUGUUUAUUAUGAUGUAGAAACUCAUUUUUAUGCUUUAAGAUUUUAACUGCGGAGGCGAAAAGCUAAACAAGACUUUUAUUUAGAUACAAAGUACAACGCCAAUCCAACGCUGUUACGGCGCUACAUUUGAUCAUUUGUAGUAAUGUACUCAUUGUAAAUACUGUGACUAAAGGAAAUAUAAUAGUUGCACAAUGCUUUUUGCAAAGUUCUGUCUUUUUUCCAUCAAAUAUGAGACACAGCGUUUGAUAAUUGAAGGUGCAUUAUGUUGUUAUGGGGAAGAAAUGUAUCAGAGGAGAGGAGUUUUCUUUUUUUAUGCCCUAAACAAACUGAAUAAACACACUGACCCAG